Molecule: messenger RNA, 504 nt
Organism: Colletotrichum tamarilloi
Lineage: Eukaryota; Fungi; Ascomycota; Sordariomycetes; Glomerellales; Glomerellaceae
Exons: 1
Coding region: 1-504 (167 amino acids)
Source: RefSeq, a predicted model, not a curated record
AUGGAUAGCUUGGCCAGCAUGGCUAGGUUGACAUCAACUCUAUUCGUGCUCUUUCCGUACAACCGAACAAGCACGACUCGCCCAGGUCCCAGCGACCCAGAUCAAGUUUCGGGUUGUUGCAGCCAUCGCACGCGUGUAAGCUUCGCGGGCGUCGUCCCUCAGUCAGCGACUUUCGCGUUGCUGCAUCCCAUCUUCUCGUCGCUCUCUGUCUUUACUCCGUCCGUAAUUCGUUCCAAACUUUGCCGCGACUCGUCCCAAAUUGAGGGGCAUCCAACCGUCGAAAAGAGCUUCCCGCGUUUGUCAAGCUCGCUGCUAUUUCGACGCGUCUCUCGUUCCCGUUUGGGGCUAAUUGGGACACUGCCGCGCCCGCCAUCACGGUCCAGCAGCAGUUCGGAGCUGCAAAGAUGCGUCCCUGCGUCACCGCGGGCCGUUUGUUGUCCUCGUCGCCGCAUCAACCAAGAGGAAGACCCUGGGGGGAAAAGUGACAUGGGGGGUGACGGGUGA